AUGGCCGUGGGGGCCCCCCUGGGGGCCCCCCCGGGGGGCCCCCCGGGGGGCCCCCCGGGGGGCCCCCUGGAGGGCGAGGGGGGCCCCCAGGCGCGGUUUGCUGCGGGGGUUUCUGCUGCGCAGUUCGCAGAACUCAAAACUCUGCUGCUGCAGGCAGCAGCAAACUGCAGCAGAGCAGCAGCGCAGCAGCUGCAGCUCCACUUGGCCCUCAUGGGCUUCGAGCCUUCCCUCGACUUCCUCCAGGACUCCGACCCCGAAGAGGGCCCCCCGGGGGCCCCCCCGGGGGCCCCCCCCCUGGGGGCCCCCCCGGGGGCCCCCCCUCCAGGGGGCACCCCGG
Molecule: messenger RNA, 337 nt
Organism: Eimeria necatrix
Lineage: Eukaryota; Apicomplexa; Conoidasida; Eucoccidiorida; Eimeriidae
Exons: 1
Source: RefSeq, a predicted model, not a curated record